Molecule: messenger RNA, 2133 nt
Organism: Penicillium psychrosexuale
Lineage: Eukaryota; Fungi; Ascomycota; Eurotiomycetes; Eurotiales; Aspergillaceae
Product: putative topoisomerase family protein TRF4
Exons: 3
Coding region: 1-2133 (710 amino acids)
Biological process (GO): RNA 3'-end processing
Cellular component (GO): nucleolus; TRAMP complex
Molecular function (GO): poly(A) RNA polymerase activity; mRNA binding
Source: RefSeq, a predicted model, not a curated record
AUGCCAAUGCCUUCAGUUGCUCCAUUCCAGUUUAAAGGAAAUUCUAAUUAUCGUGGCUCGCGUCCUAAUCCACGACAUGAGUUCACUUUCCGGUACCAGAAGCCCGCCACGUCGGACCGACCAUUGUUGUCUUCGAAGAGGGAAAGCACACCGGAACGGCUUGAGGGCGAGAAUAAGCCUGAACUCAAAUUUGCCGAACUUUCUACUUUGAGCGACAGCGAAGAGGCAGAAAUGGACAUGUCUGAUGACGAUGCCGAGCGACCACGCAAGAGACGUGCGCUAGGUGUCGAUGGGUCCCAAGAUACCGUUCCGGCACCUGCUGCCCCCAAAUGGUCGAACCCCGAUCCCUACACUGUGCUACCUCCUCCGGCCGAAACUACAAACAAGAGGGUGGAUGUUGUCAAGCUGAUUCGCAAGGCGAGACUUGAAGUUGUCGCAAAGACGGACGAGACGGAUGCAGUCAAGCAGAACUCAGACUUCAUUUCUCUCGGCAUGGAUUUCGAACCAGAAGUUUCUCAGAGCAACGCUCCUGAAAACGCCCCCAGAGGGCCAAAGGCUCAGGAAGGUCUAGAUCCCGCCAUUACGAGUCGGAAGCGAACCCGUGACGAUGAGCUCAAAGGAUUUUCCCGAAAGACUGGAAAGCCUGCCAGCAGGUUCAACUACGAUGGUUCCGUUAUUGAUCAAUGGAAACCACUUUCCCAAGAGACAGGCACGCCUUGGUUCGAGGGCACCCCAGCAUCCUUGCACGUGGGAACCCAGCUGCAUAAUGAGAUUCUCAGCUUCUAUCACUGGGCCAAGCCACAGGAAUUCGAACACAUCGUCCGUGCAGAUCUUGUCAAUCGAUUGGAGACUGCAUUCCAACAACGAUACCACAACGUUUCAAUCCGGGCCUUUGGCUCUUUUGCCUCGGGUCUCUAUCUCCCCACGGCUGAUAUCGAUCUGGUGCUGCUUUCUCACACGUUCUUACGCACGGGGGUUCGCACAUUCGGGGAGAGGAAGGGUCAAAUUUACGCGUUUUCGGCUUUCCUCAAGAGUACAAAUCUGGCCGUUCCUAACUCGAUCGAAUGCAUUGCGUCCGCCCGGGUACCGAUUCUCAAGUACGUGGACAAGCUGACCGGAUUACGAGUGGAUUUGUCUUUCGACAAUGACAGUGGCUUGAUUGCCAACGAGACAUUCCAGAAAUGGAAAACCCAAUAUCCUAUGAUGCCAGUUCUCCUGGCCGUGAUUAAGCAGUUCUUGUUGAUCCGCGGCCUCAAUGAAGUCCCGACCGGUGGAAUAGGAGGUUUCGCUAUCACUUGCUUGGUGACGAAUAUUCUCCAGCAUCUGCCCCAGGGCCAUAUGCAGCCUAACCUAGGAACCAUCUUGCUUGAUUUCUUGAAUUUCUACGGGAAGCAAUUCUCUUAUACCACGAUAGCAGUCCGGAUGGACCCUCCAGGCUAUUUCACCAAGCAAUACUUCGGCCACCCCGAUCGUCUCACAAUCGAAGACCCCAACAACCGAGAUAACGACAUCUCAGGUGGCACGAAGGAAAUUGGGUUGAUCUUGCGAGCAUUUUCUAAUGCCCAUACUGCCCUGAAGAAUCGCAUGGAAUAUCUAGCACUUGUCCAAGGAUCGAACAAGAGCAUUCUUGAACCCAUCAUUGCGGCGAACUUUGAUGAAUAUGUCGAGCAACGCUUCCAACUCCGUCAGGUGUUCAUGGCAGAGGAUAGGUUUGCUCGAUACAGGAAGUCUUCGCCUCCGCCUCCGCCGCCGGGAUCCCCUCCUGCUAAUGGAGCAUCCCCUCCUCCCCCUCCUACCGACGGAGCCCCCUCUUCUUUGCCGGCGCCCCAAGCUCGCAAACCUGCUAAAAGGCUCAAGGCAAAGUUGAAGGGCACAAAAUCGGAGCCAGAAGAUAUUUCUUCGGAUGACGCACCCGGGCCCGAAGCAAAGUCUGCCAAAGCUCGGAAGGGUGAGACAAGACGUCAGUUGUGUCAGGAGCGUGCGGCCAGACUCAAACGCCUGAGGCCCGACCUCAAGAAACUUCCCAAUACCCUCAGCCUCCGCCAAGCUCGCCGCCAUGCAGGCUACGAGACCGAUGAGCAGAUGAAUGCGGACUUGGAUCGCAGAGAGCAGAAACUUCUCGUCUCGGCAUAA